AUGGACGACGAAGCGAACAAUAACCAAUCGUUAAAUGUAUCGCCGGUAAAUGAACGGGAAAAAUCACCGUCACCGUAUCAAGAGUCUAAAAAAGCUGACGCGCAAUCGUCGUCCUCUUCUUCUUCUUCUUCGUCGAGUUCGUCGUCGUCGUCAUCAUCGUCGUCGUCCUCUUCGUCGAACCGAUCGUCGUCGUCACCGUCGAAAUCUCCAAGCUCGACAUCAUUAUCCGAGCCAGAUGAAACCGACGAGAUAGCAGCCAAGCAACUCGAAGACAAGCUUUUGAAAUCCGAGACCGACGAUUCGCCCCAAAACACGCCGCCGAUCCGCCGCCAUUCGAUGCAAAUCGCUGGUGCUUCUUUCGAAGAGAUACCCGUCGUCGAGAACGAAGGUAAGGUUUCUGAAUUUAAAAUACCUAAAAUCAUCGGUACCUCUCCUCUGAAAAAACGUAAAAACAAAUCUAAAUUAGCAUCACCGGUGAAAAAACGUAAAAUAUCUAAAAAAGUGAAAAAAUCUUCAAAGAAAACAAAACCAAACUCACCCAAAUCAACUAAAAAGAAGUCUAAGCGCACCAAAAAAGCGAAGCGCAACGAGAAACAAUCGAAAGCCACCGAGAAAAAAUCCGAACCAACGACAAAAGCAACCGCCAAAACUGCUAAACCUCCGAAGUCACCAGUACCAUUGCCGAAGGUAUCUGCCAAAAAUGUCUCGCCGUCGUUAACUGCAAACCAGAACAAACACGUCGAAUCAUUGUUCGACUCCGACGAUGAUAAAAUACAACAGCGACCGGUGAAAUCGUCGUCAGUGUAUUCGCCACCAAGUUUCACUUCAUCUGAAACAGAAAGAAACGAACGGUCAUUAAGAUUAAAAGCACUCGAAUUUAAAACGAAGUAUGAUUCAUUAAAAGAGAAAUUUGAAUCAUUAAUGAGGAAAAACAACGACCUCAAAGACCGAAAUGAGGAACUGAAAAAAACUCUAGUUCCAACGGAUAAGAAAAUUCGUUUGCCAACUCGAAACUGGACCUACAAUUUCGAAGAAAACAAAUUGUAUUGGAGACACAUGCUAGUACUGGGCAACGGAGUGUUAGGUGCAGUAGCAAAUUACGUAAAGCACGAUAUGGCCGGAUAUGUGGCGCCAAAAUCAACGUUGGAAAGUUUCCUUGAUAACUGCCCACCUACGACCGAGAAACAUUAUUAUAUUGAGUGUGGUUUUGAAGAUUUUCAAAAUCGAAACCGGUUACCCGAAGAAGUAGCCGAAGAAGUGAAAAAAUUUGUCGACGGAUUAAAACCGAACGUUGAACUUACGCGUAUUUCUCUGGUACCCUAUGUGGGUGAUUUUGAAAUUGAUGCUAAGAUCAAAAAAUACAAUUCAAUUCUAAUCGAGUGGGGAAAAUCCUCCGAAAGGGUAGAAUGUUGCGAAAGAAUUAAAAUUGCGACCGAGGACUUUAGAGGAGGAAGAUGGCACCGUACAAAAAGUGGCUACUACGUACCUUCCAACGACUUAGUCGAAUACUUGUUUCGCGAGCUCGAACUGGCUACCGGAAAAAAGUUGGCUCCAUCGUCAGAAUCUUCGGAAAAUAACUCGGCUGAAAAAUCGGUAAAAAUAAAAUUCAAAAUUAGUAUCAAAAAAUUAACCAUUAAAAUAAGAUAG
Messenger RNA from Planococcus citri (citrus mealybug), 1647 nucleotides. RefSeq lists its product as uncharacterized. The record is from RefSeq and is a predicted model, not a curated record. The transcript has a single exon. The coding region runs from base 1 to 1647 and encodes 548 amino acids. Lineage: Eukaryota; Metazoa; Arthropoda; Insecta; Hemiptera; Pseudococcidae.